This is a messenger RNA of Penicillium taxi, 213 nucleotides long. RefSeq lists its product as uncharacterized. Bases 1 to 213 code for a protein of 70 amino acids. NCBI's taxonomy places the organism in Eukaryota, Fungi, Ascomycota, Eurotiomycetes, Eurotiales, Aspergillaceae. The record is from RefSeq and is a predicted model, not a curated record. The transcript is spliced from 2 exons.
AUGUCUCCCGUCACCCAUCCAGUUGAUGAGUUUGUUUCUCGCUACUCGUUAAUAUUGGGCCGUGAAGCGCUUUGGGUCAAAUGUCCAGAACUCGUCAUCCGACGCUGGGGAGUCCAAGUUGCCAUUCUGGAGGCUCAGCGGGGAGGCUUCCUCAAACGAGGAAUAGUCGACUGCGUGUGCCAUCGCAAAAUGGCAACAAAUCUGGUUGCGUAA